This is a messenger RNA of Pochonia chlamydosporia 170, 1605 nucleotides long. RefSeq names its product smr domain-containing protein. Bases 1 to 1605 code for a protein of 534 amino acids. Lineage: Eukaryota; Fungi; Ascomycota; Sordariomycetes; Hypocreales; Clavicipitaceae. The record is from RefSeq and is a predicted model, not a curated record. Gene Ontology annotation, molecular function: ubiquitin binding. The transcript has 3 exons.
AUGGCCGGCGAAAGCGAGCCUGAUCCCUUGCAGAAACUGGUGGACUCGUUCCACACUCUCCUAGAUGAAGCUCUCAUUGUCGCUAUAGCUAGCGACUACAACCUUGGCGACGCAUCUGCUUACAAGCAGGCACAAGCCACUCUUCAUGAUUUGGCGCAAAAUGUUCCUUCAGAGGAAGCAUCGGGCUUUAACGCAAGCGGUAUCCCACAGGCGCCUGAAGGAGAGCACGCCGCCCAACAUGAACAAACGACAACCUCUACAACUAGCGCGAGUCGACAGACUUCACAGGCUCAUGUUACCGACAAAUCAAGUACAGAUAAUUCAUCUUGCGUGCCGGACUCGCCGAGUCUCGUGCCCCGGCUGACAACCUUCAACAAAGACAGCGAGGAGGAUAAGUUGCUCACGCUGCAAAGUAUGUUUGCCGAGCUGAAGGAGUACGAUAUCCGGUAUGCUCUCAAGAAGGCGAAUGGAGAUUUUCAGACUGCGCUAGAUGAUCUUUUGAAUGUUCAAUAUUUGCAGUCUACUGGCCAACAGUUGAAAGGGCUGGAUGGGUUCUUCGAGCCAGAGAAGAACAAGGGAAAUGGCAAGCGAAAGAAGAAAGGGAAGAAGCUGCUCGUAUCAGAUCCAGAUCAAUCCAGUGAUGGCACAUCCUCUCCUGGCGUUGCCAAUGAAGCACAAGCCCAAGAUGAAAUCGAAUACAUUGCAGAGAGGUUCGGCAUUCGUUCUGACGAAGUCUCCCCCAUAUACUACAAAACUCAAGCAUCCAAGGGAGCCACCGUCAUCGAGCUGCUCAACCAGUACAUAUCCCACGGCAUCGAGACUCAAGAUGAAAGCGGCAAAGAAGCAGCCGAGAGGUUGGUCAAAAAGUAUCGGCAAGUUCCCGAAAGGUUUAUGCCAACCAUUGUCCAUAUUGCUGGGUCCAUCCCCCAGUUUGCCGAUGACAUUGCAGCACUUCUCAACAAGCACUUCUCGAAACAACCCAAAGGCACAAAGAUGGAUCUCUCUUACCGCCUAACACCACUCCCGCAAGAAGAUAUUGAAGGCGGAGGCGUCCUAGCUCCUUCUCGAGCAGGUACCAAAUCCCCACCGAAGCUGGCAGCAAAACCACUCCCGGCAAGUGAGAUGAAUCUGGAGGAAACGUUGAACCGUGCCAACACUUUCCACCAAGCGAGACGCGAUGCCGCAGCCUCCGCAGCUCAGAUGCAUCGCCGAGGUGCCUCUAGUCCGCUUUACAGACAAGCAGCAAGCUACUACUCCGACAGGGCGAGAGAACAAUCUCGAUAUGCCCAGGCUGCCACCUCCACGGCGGCAGAUAUUCUCGUCGACAGCCGAAGUACCCAUGCAUCAGUUGACUUACACGGUGUUGUGGUACAGGACGGGGUGCGAAUCGCUCGUCAAAGGGUUCAAGAAUGGUGGGGCGGAUUAGGCGAGAUGAGAGCAAAGAAGCUGAGAGAAGAUGGCGGUUUUACGGUGAUUACCGGUCUCGGCCGUCAUAGUGCUGGAGGAGUGUCACAGAUGAGGCAGGCUGUUGCGGCUGCGUUGCUGCAAGAUGGAUGGAAGGUGAGGGUUGAGACGGGGAGGUUUGUGGUUACAGGACGACGAUGA